AAUUUAACUGUAGAGUAAACAAUCAACCUAAGCGCAAGUGAAGUUUUUCGCUAAUUUACCAAUGGGUGUCAUCAACGCUGAAACGACAGACAACUAAAACGAAUGGCAAUCAACCUUCCUGUGCACGACAUGCUAAUGAAUUGAACUAAAAUUGUUCGUCAGUGGUGUUUGUCGUCUGGCGAUGGCAAUGAAAUCAGUAAUCAUUUCAGUUUAAUUGAUAGAGGCAAAAUACAAGAAACCUGUUUCCAAGACUUGCACAAUCCUUGAGAUUUUCGCAACGUGAUACCACUGGCCAUGAAAAUACUAGGGCUUUAUUCACUGCUGCUGACGCAUUGGAGUAUGUGCGAAACAGCGGAAACUUUUCCCUGUGGUGAUGUUUGUGAGUGCUCAAGCAAUCAUGAAGGCAUCGUAGCCAAUUGCAGUCGGCGAAACCUGUCGCAUCUACCGGCUCGACUGCCAGAUGAGAUUCAAUAUCUAGAUCUCUCGGGUAACACGAUAUCAACCUUAUCACCUCCACAAAUGUCACAAGUCGUGGAUCUUCCAAGGAGUUUGUGCGUUUUAGAUUUGUCUGACAAUCCAUUGGAAUGCGAUGACAGUAUUCUUAGGAACAUGGCGGCGUCCAUUACUGUGAAGUCGAGCUGCCGAGAGUUCAGUAUUGAAGGAGGAACAAGGAUAAGACACCGUUCAAAAAGAGAACUGAGAAGUUGUGAGCCAGGAUCAAUAAACUGUGGGAAACACAUCUGUGGGGGCAAUGUUUCCUGGCUGCCAUUUUCGAACUACUGGGGGUGCUGUAAGGGUCAGAUCCAUGAUCUGCGUGAGUCGUAUUGUCCUGAGAAAUCGACAUACCGGCUGUGUAGCCAUCCGAUAGCCACUCAGUUUAAAUGCAGAAAUGGACAUUGUAUACCAACACCAUGGCUGUGCAACAAAGUUAACGAUUGCCAAGACGGAAGUGACGAACUUGGCUGUGAUCUGUGUAACGGAACCAACUACUUCCGCUGUUGGAACGGAAGAUGUGUUCCACAGUCCGCUGUCUGUGACGCGUAUAACGACUGCGGCGACGGCAGUGAUGAAACGUUCUGUCGAACGUUAGCUGGUGGAUGGUGCACAACGAAGCAAUACCGAUGCGCCACAGACGCUUGCAUUCCUGUUGAAGCAGUGUGUGAUGGGAAGGCAGACUGUACCGAUAAGUCAGACGAAAUUGGAUGCGGCAAUAAAACUUGCGACAAUGGAUGGAAACAGUACAUGUCUUAUUGUUAUCAGUACUCUAACCACCAGAGCAGAUGGAUCGAUGCUAGAAAACGUUGCCAGAACAUCGGUGCAGAUCUCGCUAAAAUCACAAGCCGAGAUGUGCAGGAUUUUGUGUUCCGCCUUAGAUUAGAUCAGAAGUCUUUUAACAUCUGGAUUGGUUUACAGCAGCAAGUAGUUGGAAACACAAAAACGUUUGUUUGGACAGAUGGAUCGCAUCUUGGUAGCUUUUAUUUCUGGUCUAGAGAUGAACCCCGGAAAGGCCAGAACAUUUGUGUGGAAAUGCUUCAUAGUGAUACUAAUGGACGAUGGGGGACUGGUGAAUGCACAGCAACCACAUCGAAACACAGCUCCUACGUGUGUCAAAAAGGUAUGUUUAGCUGCCUUUUACCUUUGUGUCACACACCCGAGUGGUCCGCAGUUUGCGGGACAUUGGGAAAUAACUGCAGCAGCGGUCACUUUGAAAAACCAAGGAUGACUUCCUUUCCAAGCGAAGAUAUCAUCUCAGCUCCUUACGGCUCUAAUGUGACAGUGGAGUGUAGAGCGGCUGGUUUUCCAAGGCCUUCCAUCACGCUGGUUAUUAAUGGUGUGAGUAUGUACACAUCUGCUGCUGGACUUGCAGUCAUGGCACCUUAUGAAGCUAUCCUGACAUAUGUUGUCAAAAUGUCGUCUGACGUGGAAUGUCACAUUUCCAAUAGAUUGGGCAGCAGCUUUUCGAGAAUGAGAAUUAAUCUAAAAGAUGAUGACUCGGUAUACCUGAAGGCGGUUUUGAGACUACGUGACAAGACAUUCACGCCUGAUCUCAGUGAUCUUUUAUCUAACCGAUCCAGGUCACUGGCAGCUCUUUUAGAAGGAGAGCUGAUGCGUCUAUAUAAGGGAGUCCCUGACGUCAGAGAUGUGAAUGUUGUUGCCUUCAGGGAAGGAAGUGUUGUAGCAGAUAUUCUCAUCCAUACUGUUCAAGGAAGUUCGUCAGCUGUUAAAGACGUCCUCACAGAAGCUGUAAAAUCAGAACAGUUUAUGAAGAAUGUAGCACUUGACUCAUUUGGGGAUAUAAAAGCCUGUCCGAAGGAAUUUUUCAACGUGUCUUGGGUUGGCACCUUUGAAGGAGAAUACGCCAUACAGGGUUGUCCCAGAGGAGCGGCAGGCGCUGCUAAGCGAAAGUGUUUAGAGAAUGGUGUAUGGGGAUAUCCUGACUACGGAGGAUGCACUAACAAAGAAUUCAAUCUACUGCAAGAAAAGAUGAAUGGCCUGUUCAACUCAUCCCGUCCCUCAAACGAAGAAAUCUCCAUGAUUAUUACUGAACUGUCCUCUCUUACAAGGCCGAAGAAAUAUGAUGCUGUGAUGGCUGGAAAUAUCAAAAUAUCAACUCAAAUAUUACAAAGUGUUGUCGAUUUCAACAAAAAGUUCUCCAAUAGCCGUGAAGUUGUGUCAUCAAACGUGGAGGGAUUUCUUCAGACUGUCAGCAACCUUUUUGAUGAGAACAAUUUAAGAGACUUUACUCAGCUUCAAAAGACUGAUAGCACUGCUACCGACUUAACCAAAAUAACAGAAGACUAUGGACUUCAAGCAGCUGCUGGACUAACGAAGGAAGAUGAUAAGCAUAUUUGGCUGCAAGAUAACAUAGCAAUGGAAGCAAAACUCGUCUCUAACAAUGUCCAAGGUUCUCUGGUGUUUCCCAGCGAUCAAGAUGACACUCUAUUGUCAUCAAUUUGGAUAAAGAGUGGAAAACAGUACAUAAAAUUGCCUAAGGAAUUGUUCAACAGAGAGAGCAGUCCAUCGAGCAAUGGAACAAGAGUGACUAGCAUUCUAUUCAGAACAUUAGCAUCAUUUUUGACACAAGAGAGUGCAUACGAGCAAGUUGGUAGGCAGUUCCAAAUCGAGUCACGCAUCAUUUCAAGCUCAGUAAAGCCGCCUCCCGGUAAACUGGUUAAACCUGUUACUAUUGUUUUUGGCGGUGUUAAGACGGAUAAUGGAUCUGUGGUUUGCGUUUACUGGGAUUAUAAUCUAAAUUCUCGAGGCGGGGGAUGGUCCACAGAUGGGUGUUGGCUUGCAUCACGUAAAAACGAAACUGUAACUUGUGAGUGUGAUCACUUGACGAACUUUGCGAUUUUGAUGGACACAUCUGGGAUAUCCACUGAACACACAGGACACAGGAAAGCCUUGGAAUAUAUCACACUGAUCGGCUGUUCUCUUUCGCUGCUUGGAAUUGUUAUUACACUUAUUCUUCACAUGGUUUUAUGGGGAAUUUUGAAGUCUCCAAAGACAGUGAUUCACGUCAAUUUGUGUCUCGCGCUUCUUACUGCGAAUGUUCUUCUUUUGAUUGGCUCAGUCGCCAUAAAAUACAAGGUUCUUUGUACGGUUAUCUCCAGUUUGCUGCACUUUUUCUUUCUAAGCGCCAUGUUCUGGAUGUUGGCUGAAGGAUUACAGAUUUAUUCCUCUAUUGUAAAAGUGUUUGGUGGUGAAAGGAAACUAAAGUUUUUCUACUUUCUUGGCUGGGGUGUCCCACUCAUAUUUGUAAGUAUAUGUUUAGCAAUCACAAGAAGCAAUGGAUAUGGAGGAGAAAAAACAUGCUGGUUAUCUAUAUCCUCUGGCCUGAUUUGGACAUUUAUUGGUCCCUCUCUUACUAUUGUGUUGGUAGGUUUUUCUAUGUCAGUGUUUUAUACGCCAUCAACAUAUUGUAAGGCUAACAUAACAGAAUACAAAAACCUCUGUCUGUCAAAACUAUGUAGAGUGUGGCCUAAGCCAGAGAUGUUUGUAUGGAGCACAGUAACUACCUCCUCCCCGCUUCUCCCUCCUCCUCUUGGUAUAGUGUGA
Messenger RNA from Orbicella faveolata, 4059 nucleotides. RefSeq lists its product as uncharacterized. Gene Ontology annotation, molecular function: protein binding; G protein-coupled receptor activity. Gene Ontology annotation, cellular component: plasma membrane. The record is from RefSeq and is a predicted model, not a curated record. Gene Ontology annotation, biological process: negative regulation of angiogenesis; G protein-coupled receptor signaling pathway; cell surface receptor signaling pathway. NCBI's taxonomy places the organism in Eukaryota, Metazoa, Cnidaria, Anthozoa, Scleractinia, Merulinidae.